CAGGGAUGACAUGGCAUUCAACAGAUCCAGAAAAGUUUGCUCUAGUUACAGGCCUGUGUGUUAUCUUCCUCGGUAUCACUGGACUUGUCCUCAACCUCAGUACACUCCUCUUCUUCCUCAAAUACAACCACCGAGGAGAGAAGCACCGGAAGAGGUUCAGGACCGUUCUAGUCAACAUGAGUGUAGUUGACAUCCUCCUCUCCCUAGCUGCUGCUACUAUCAGAGGACCUGGCUUCAUCUGGCCCAGUGUUAUCUACGGGGAGGCUACUACCCUAGGUACAGGCACUGUCAGAUGCACUUUCUUCAGUGUCAUCUCCUCCUGGCUCCUUAGUGAUCUCAACACCUUGGCUAUCAUACCUAUAUCCUGCAUAUGCGUCUUUCUCCCCUCUGAAAAGCAGAUGAGAGGGAUUAUAGCGGCUGUGUGGUGUCUUCCUCUGAUUGAGCUAAUCCUCCUCAUCAUAGGAAUAGAGGGAGGGUACUUGAACUCUCACUACACCACUAGUUACCACAAGUGUUCUAUUCAUCUGGCUGAUGGGAAGAUGUUCAACUGGGAGAACUUGGUGGACUACUUCAACAUGAUCAUCUUCAAUAUCUUGCCUCUACUCAUACAUGUUGGUAUCUGGAGCGCGCUGUGUUUUAAGGAACCCCGCAUGACACGUGGUAAGCGUCUUUCUGGAGCGCUGGUUGUGACUACUGCUCUGGUAACCUGGUUACCGUAUGGGAUAGUCCAUGGUAUCUUACGCUACGACACUUCUGAAGAAAAGUCACUUGUGUACAUAUUCUUCUACCUUUCUAUCGUUACUAAUCCUAUAAUUUACGGUUUCCUGAUGUACAAAUGUGAUAUUUUCCGGGAAGGUUGCUCAGAUUGCUGCUGUGGUGAAGAUUCUGAGGCUCAGCCGAGUUAUUCAGAGCCAACUAGAGUUGUGGAGCCUAAAUCGUUCACUGAUAUCGUCAGUGGCACUGCCACCAUGACGGACACUGUUACUAGCCCUCUGUGUCAGGGCAGAGUUGCUAUUAUGGGAUCCUCAUCUUCUGCUGUUGUUGCUGACAAUUCCUCCACUCCGAAUACAGCUAGUGCAACAACCACCAAGGUGAAACCUGAUAAGCUAAAUGUUUAGCUACUCUGUAAUCUGCCCCUGUACUGAAGGUAUCUAAAGCACAAUCAUUCAAACAAAAGAUAAAAUAAACUAUGUGCAAGAAAAACUGAAGAAAAGAAGGUCCAGUUGUUGAAUUUACAUUUAAAGUAAUUAACUCUUUUUAAGCAUAAAAUAAAUCUUGUACUUAGUUGUAUCUAAUUUUAAACUGUUAAUAAGUUCUUAAUUAGCUAGAUAUUUUUACAAGUUUGGGGAUAUUAUCGUAUUUUAGACAUUUUAAUUUCAUUUAUUUCCUGUGAUUAAUUUGUUCAUAAUAUUAUAUUUGUAAUCUAUUCUAAUUAUUGAAUGUUUCCAUUUUACCUACUAUUCUAACUUUUAAGUGAUAAUUUUUUGGGGUUUAAAAAGCAUCCAGUAUUGUAUGUUAGUUUAUUUAUCUUGAAUGUUUUCUCUGUUAUAUUAUGUAUACUUAUUGUGUAUUUUUGUCUUUGAUUUACUGAGUUUUAUCG
Bolinopsis microptera is the source of this 1600-nucleotide messenger RNA. RefSeq lists its product as uncharacterized. The coding region runs from base 6 to 1118 and encodes 370 amino acids. The transcript is spliced from 2 exons. Gene Ontology annotation, biological process: cellular response to hormone stimulus; G protein-coupled receptor signaling pathway. The record is from RefSeq and is a predicted model, not a curated record. NCBI's taxonomy places the organism in Eukaryota, Metazoa, Ctenophora, Tentaculata, Lobata, Bolinopsidae. Gene Ontology annotation, molecular function: peptide binding; G protein-coupled receptor activity. Gene Ontology annotation, cellular component: plasma membrane.